Messenger RNA from Saxophila tyrrhenica, 939 nucleotides. RefSeq names its product Vacuolar protein sorting-associated protein 26 (gene vps26). Lineage: Eukaryota; Fungi; Ascomycota; Dothideomycetes; Mycosphaerellales; Extremaceae. The transcript is spliced from 2 exons. The record is from RefSeq and is a predicted model, not a curated record. The coding region runs from base 1 to 939 and encodes 312 amino acids. Gene Ontology annotation, biological process: intracellular protein transport; retrograde transport, endosome to Golgi. Gene Ontology annotation, cellular component: endosome; retromer complex.
AUGUCGCUCUUCUCCUUCUCGACACCAGUCGACAUCGACAUCGUCCUCGAAGAUGUCGACAACCGGCCCACGGUUGAUGUAAAGCUGGACAAGAACAAGCGGGAGAAAUGCCUGCUAUACCUGGAUGGGGAGACCGUAAAAGGCUCGGUGACCAUCCGACCGAAGGAUGGGAAGCGGUUAGAGCACACUGGUAUCAAGGUGCAGUUCGUGGGAACGAUAGAAAUGUUUUUCGAUCGCAACACGCACCACGAAUUCCUCUCCCUCCAGACUGAACUCGCCAGCCCCGGCGAACUCCAACACCCCGUCACCCUUCCCUUCGCCUUCAAGAACGUGGAGAAGCAAUACGAGUCCUACCAUGGCAUCAACGUCAAGCUACGCUACUUCCUCCGUGUCACCGUAAGCCGGCGAAUGCAGGACGUUGUGCGGGAGAAGGAUCUAUGGGUCUACAGCUACAGACAACCACCGGAGAGCAACAGCGUGAUCAAAAUGGAUGUUGGAAUUGAGGAUUGCUUGCACAUUGAGUUCGAGUACUCCAAGAGCAAGUACCACCUGAAAGAUGUCAUUGUAGGGCGGAUAUACUUCCUGCUCGUCCGGCUGAAGAUACGGCAUAUGGAGCUUUCGAUCAUCCGGAGAGAGACGGCGGGUGUGCCGCCAAACCAGUACAACGAGUCGGAGACGCUUGUGCGGUUCGAGAUCAUGGACGGAUCACCGAGCAGAGGGGAGACUAUACCUAUCCGGCUGUUCUUGGGUGGGUUCGAUCUUACGCCGACGUUCCGGGAUGUGAACAAGAAGUUCAGCACGCGGUACUACCUUAGUCUGGUGCUUAUCGAUGAGGAUGCGAGACGGUACUUCAAGCAGUCGGAGAUUGUGCUGUUCAGACAGGCGCCGGAGAACUCGGCACUGGCGCAGCAGCAGGCCAAGGAGAUUCAGGCGAGCUAG